CGCAUCUCACCGCUUUCCUCCGACAGCUCAGAUUUUGCGACGCCAAAGUAAUUUACGCACUGCUUUACCAAGGUGGCCUUGCCAAAUGAAGCCUAGCGCCAGUCUACUUUAAAUAACCCGCCUCAAUACGAUGGUACCCCAUACAUCAUAUCAGUGUUUCCUCCCUCCUGCAUUGGCUUUGAUCUGCUGCAGCCCAAACGCACUCUCUGUGAUUCUAUUUACUGGCAUUCUGUCUUCACUGUUCUACCAUGGAUAUGAUCCACACCCUGGGCCUCAUGCUCAAAUACGGGAGACAGUACAAUGAUAGAGAUUUCCUAUCUUAUCACGAGGACAAUGCGAACGGCAGUAAUGGUCGUCUCAUGUGCUCUACAUUAUAUUCCUUCGCAGUCUUCCUGCAAUCAUGAAUUUCUCCUCGUCGAGUCCUGUUCCGUUGAGGGGGAAAGCGUCAUGUUGAUCAUCGAACGUGCCCCCAGUAACGGUGGAAUACGAGUAAUAUCCUCGAGUGGCGGAGCUGCGAGAGACACAAUCACAGUCGUGCGAGCCGGGUCAUUUUCCUUCUGGCCGUGUGGCACUCCUUCAAUAAUUGAUGUUUCUAAUACAGGGAGCAUCACGAGUACUGGCGGAGGGCAGGUCAAGAGCCUUCAUGCAAGGGUAUACUUCGAUGGAAUCACUCCUCACCCCGCCUCUUGGAUAUUGCUUUUAUUGCAGGUGUCGCAUCUACCACUUUCAAUCACUACAAUCAUUACUUUCGGCAGUGUUACUGGUAUUCCAGGAUCACCCUAGCUGCCGUGGCGAGAGCGUUUCCGUCUUGCUCCAGGGAGGGUGCUACGUCGUUCUCCAGGAGGUUGUUUACAAUGUUCGGGAGCUACAAACCGUCGCAAGUGCAACUCCUCGUAGCACUUCAUACUAUUGGCCGCCGAGAUUUACACUCACCCUCCCUCGAGUUCGAGCGACACGCCUCUCGCUUGAUAACUCCCGACAUUCUCCGCAGUCUAGCCAUGUCUACGGUCAACUCGCUUGCGCAAUUGAUAUUCGAUGAACCUGGAGUAGACAUCGCAAAUCGACAUGGUGACCGGACGGUGGGAGGAAUACCCGAAUCCAGCCAGCAUACAGAGGAUCGUUAGGGGUUGACUACUGGACCGUGUUUUCAAGAGAUGGAACCAGUUGACACUGGUGAGUGGGUUGGCCGCCCACUUCCUUGGUGUCUUGUUUCCAGCGAAUCGGUAUUCUCCUCAGUUAGCACUGGGUGUAAAAUCAUAGC
Molecule: messenger RNA, 1261 nt
Organism: Pisolithus orientalis
Lineage: Eukaryota; Fungi; Basidiomycota; Agaricomycetes; Boletales; Pisolithaceae
Exons: 2
Coding region: 301-783 (160 amino acids)
Source: RefSeq, a predicted model, not a curated record